AGACCCAAGAAUUGUAAAGUGAAAUUUGAAAAGCUUUAGGAUCAGUAUUAUUAUCUCAUCUUCCCCAAAAAGGGUGCUAUAGUAUCUCCAUUAAACACCACAAGAACCAAAAGUUCCCACCUUUCCAUCCUCAAUUCCACAUUUUAACUUCCUCAAAGCUUCUUUUCGCCAUCUGGGUUUUGAUGUUAAGGCUCUUCCAUUGUGAUGUACUUGAUGUCCAAUCUUCAAUUCUAGCAACCAAGAUCAAAUCCGAGUCCUGAAUAGUUGAUGUAGCUACGAUCAUGCAGCUCUACCAUCAUCCAUAUUCUUUAGAUAGUCAGAAGGUAAGGCUUGCUUUAGAAGAAAGGCAAAUUGACUACACAUCAUACCACAUCAAUCCAAUUACCGGGAAAAACAUGGAUGUGUCUUUCUUCCGAAUGAAUCCAACUGCCAAACUUCCUGUGUUCCAAAACGGUUCCCACAUCAUAUUCAAUACGAUAGAGAUAAUUCAGUAUAUUGAAAGAAUAGCAGCAGUCUCCUCUGGUGGUGAAAACUUUAUUCCAAGUAGUAGUGAAGUCCUUGAAUGGAUGCGUAAAAUACAGGAGUGGAACCCCAAGUAUUUUACAUUGGCCCAUGUACCUGUAAACUAUCGUUUGUUCGUUUCCAAAUUUAUUAGGCGCGUGAUCAUUGCUCGGAUGGCAGAGGCUCCUGAUCUAGCAACUUCGUAUCAUUCCAAGCUAAGAACUGCUUAUGAAACAGAAGAGAAACUGAGAAACGCUGAAGUUCUAAAACGUAGUGAGGAACAUCUAGUAAAGCUUCUUGAUGAAGUCGAAACGAAACUGAGUGCAACAUUGUAUUUAGCAGGAGAAGAAUUCAAUUUGGCAGAUGUGAUGCUCAUUCCGUUACUGGCUCGGUUAGUUCUCUUAAAACUCGAAGAUAAGUACAUAAAUAACCGGCCUCGUAUUUUAGAAUAUUGGCAUUUAGUGCAGCAGAGAGCUAGUUACAAGAAGGUGAUUGGGAUGUACUUCAGUGGCUGGAGAAAGCAGAAAACACUUGUAAAGACCUGGUGCUUUCUUCGCUUCAGAAGUUUGCUAAAGAGGUAUUGAAUGUUACAUUGUUACUCCACUUGGAUGAUCAAAUAGAGUCGACGAUUAUAUAAUCUGCUUAUACAAUUUUGGAUGUUACCGGUCUCAGAAUGUCCUUAUAAGUUAAAGACAUGAUAGCAUAUUAUGUAUAUAUCUUUCUGGGAUAACCCACAUAAUGUAGUUCACAUAAUGUAAUUCAUAUAUGAAUGGUAUAGAUUAUGCAAUUUUGGUGUAGUUUAAACGCA
Daucus carota subsp. sativus is the source of this 1309-nucleotide messenger RNA. Its product is annotated as glutathione S-transferase TCHQD. The record is from RefSeq and is a predicted model, not a curated record. NCBI's taxonomy places the organism in Eukaryota, Viridiplantae, Streptophyta, Magnoliopsida, Apiales, Apiaceae. The transcript is spliced from 3 exons. The coding region runs from base 282 to 1085 and encodes 267 amino acids. Gene Ontology annotation, molecular function: glutathione transferase activity.